AUGAUCCAUGUGGCAGAUGAGGAGUAUUAUUUCAAACUUGUGGCUGUGAAUGAGCGAGGUAGUUAUGUCUCAAUAUUCGACGGAAAGACGGAGUACAGGGUUGGGAGCGCGAUGUCCCAGGAAGUAAAGGCUGGCCAUGGCGGAGGUUUUUACGUUUGCGAAUCCUUACUUGACCUCCUCAAACUCGGGCCACUACCCACACGAUCUGCAAUGCUACAUGCGCCAUGGGCGGUAUGCUUGCUGUCAACCGGUCGUGUGCUGCUGAUAAUGGUCGUUUGA
Messenger RNA from Guillardia theta CCMP2712, 279 nucleotides. RefSeq lists its product as hypothetical. The transcript has a single exon. Lineage: Eukaryota; Cryptophyceae; Pyrenomonadales; Geminigeraceae. The record is from RefSeq and is a predicted model, not a curated record. Bases 1 to 279 code for a protein of 92 amino acids.